AUGUCUGCAGAAAAAAGAAAACGUAGCCCAAAUUGGUUAUCUUCAGAAAAAAAUUUAUUGUUAGAAUUAGUAGAAAAACAUUUUCGUGUCAUUGAAAACAAGAAAACAGACGGGGUUACGAUGAAGCAAAAAUUGUCCGAAUGGCAAAUUAUAUCCCACGAAUAUAAUAGUCAAACGACACACUGCUCGCGUACAGCAGAAAAUUUAAAAAAUGAGUGGGAAUAUAUGAAAAAAAAGGCCAAAAAGGAAGAGUCAUACAAGAGGAUGCAUAGAAUCCAAACAGGUGGAGGACCAGCAAAUCCCAAAAAAGAAGAUCCUCUUGAUUCAAAAAUAUUAUCUUUGAUAAAAACAAGUGCUGUUGGGCUUUUUAACCGUUUUGACAGUGAUAGCGUUGCCCCAGAAAGCUUAGAAAGCCAUAAUUUUUCUGAGGUUCAAGUUAUUUUAUCUGAGGAGCCAGAAUUAUGUAGUAAAGAUCUUGAAACUGACACUGAUGAGAUUCAAAAGACUGGGAUUGACUUGAAUGAAGUAGAAAUGCAGGAUUGGAGUGAUUAUACUCCUAAAAUGUUAAGAACUCCUGUUGCUACACCACUUCAAUACGAUACUAAUGAGCAAGAAGGAAAAUUAAAAAAAUCUUGGUCUUCAAGAAGGCGACCGACAUAUGUAGCUUCAACAUCAUCACUGCAAAAGUUGCAUGAGAAGAAAAUUGAAGCAAUUGAUCUCCAGAAGAGUGUUGCUGAGAAGGAAUCACUACAUUUAAACGCAGUUAACGAUCUGGACUUACAAAUAAAAAGGGAGCAAUUGAAACAAGAAAAAUUAAAGACCCGUAUUUUAUUAUUAGAUUUAAGAUUAAAGAAAAAGCAAUUGCGAAAAGACCAAUAA
This is a messenger RNA of Parnassius mnemosyne (clouded apollo), 879 nucleotides long. The record is from the annotation of a GenBank genome assembly. Lineage: Eukaryota; Metazoa; Arthropoda; Insecta; Lepidoptera; Papilionidae.